CCAUCAUGAUGGCGCCAACAUGUUGCACAAUACCUACCUAUUCACUUUCGCUUGCUUUCAUCGAAUUGUCAAAUUUACGAUGAGCAGCAUUACUCUGCUGUUCUGAGCUUCGAAUAUUCUAAAGGUUGGAGACUCAGCCAAGCUAUUCGCCUGACGUGGAACGGCCUCAGGACAUUCCCGAAUUGGUCACUAUAGCCCCUUCACAACGUUGUGCCUUGGAGCAAACAACGUGGAGACCCAACUCAGCUCAGUAAACAUCUACCAUGGACUCGGAAGAUGAAAGAUAUUACGAACUAGAAGAUAGAGACGGCGUACUUGCUGCGUUGGACCACAAGUCCUGGAGUACAGGAUGCCGCCUCUUCGAAAGGAAAGAAAUGGAAAAUCGUUUUAUCAAAACUUCAAGUUUUUCGUUCCUGCCUGACAUACCGGAUAAUGCUGCUGCAACCAGACUUAUUCGCUUUUUCAAAACGUUUCAUGGUUUUUAUACUGGUGAACUGGACCUCGCAGGGCGUCAUCAGCGGCGUUACAUAUCCAUACUCAAACGUUGGACGGAAUUCGCAAACGAUAUGACGGUACUGGAAAGACACGCUGAAGAGGUUCAGAUUGUUGGGGCUCAAGCUCAAGACGAUACGGUCAAGAUGGCAGAGUACGUGAUCAACCCAGCUCUAUUCAACGAUUUCCUGGCAAAGUGGCGAAUCAAGAAUACGUGGACAUUUAGCAUGUUGCUUAUAAUGACUAGUGACAUGAGAGUAGUGAUUCGCGAGUGGUCGCCUCGAUUUCAGAAGCUCUGUCUAGGCCAUCUACCACCUGAGCUGAUUCACCGUAUCAUGCAAUUCUGUCAUAAAAAGGAAGCCCGGAGACUGGGCUCGACCUGUAAAAUGUUCCAGGAAAUCUCUGUGAACUACAUCUAUUCGACGUAUUCCUUGCGUCUAUCCAAAAGGAAACGUCGUGAAAUGCUAAGGGAAAAGCACGGCAUCGACAGCAUCCUUCGUGCCUCACGUUCCGACAUGCUGGCAGAGAUUAAUUAUUUGCUUUCACGAGACGACAUUCUUCGAAACAUUCGGACUCUCGUCAUCUGCGACGAGUGGAAAGCCAGAUACUUUCGCCCAUCUCUUUUCGAUGAUGCCCGCAAGGCCGCUGCAUUCUAUCGUCCUCUUCGCACAGGCGUUAGCAAUGUCAUUUCCCGAAUUCGGCAGUUGACUAAGGUUACCGUGGACCACUGGCAUUUUACAAACUUCUUUGCCAUGGCCGUCUUGCAGCACGAAGAACUGACUUCAUUGGAAAUCAUAUCUUGCACGAAUGGGUUGCUUGAUCCGGGAUGGCAAUUUUGGACCCACAUCUUGCAUUUGUCCCUUAUAAUCAGUGCAUUGGAUGUCCAGGAAGCAUGGAAGAUUGUUUCGGCUUUACCUGCAAUUCGUUCCCUUCACAUAGGUGUAGACAUGGAGACGCCAGACACGCACAUUCUCCCAACGUCAAUCUUGCAAGGGCGUAUCAACCCUUUUCUAACCCUGGAACGGUUUAUUGUCUAUACAAUUCAUUAUGAGGAGCUCGAUGACCUCAUCAGCUGGAUGCAUGCCGCGAAAACCCUGAGAUUGGAACCAUUGCGAUUGACACACUUCAAGCUGGCCACACUAGAUGGGUUCUUAGACGAGCACGAUCUUUCUGAUCUUCUCAACGUUCUUCGGGACGCACCAGUGCAGCACCUCGCCCUGGACUGCUUGCAGUAUGCAGAGCCGGAGCUGUUGGAUACCAUAGCGGAGACAUUCCCCGAUUUGAUAUCCCUCACAAUACACUAUCGCACGAAUAUCGAAGACAAUGCAACCACUUGGCCAUAUCCAUCAUGGGUAUACGCUCUACACCUCAGGAACUUCAGUCGACUGAAGCACCUUGGUUGGAAUUUCAGCCAUAAAUACGAAAACGACCCCACUACAUAUUUUCUUCAUUUCUUCGAGAAUGGAUUCCCAACGUUGGAUGAAUGGAAUGACCACUAUGCUGACCUGGAUAUCGCGCAGUUUGGGGAUUCGUACACCGUAGCUCAGGCUUUGGGCGCGUAUUGUCCAACAUUGGAAACAGUCGCAUUCUUCGUCAGAAGUCUCCCCACUUCCCUGUCACGAAGAUCACAACACGGUCAACGUCAGUAUUCAAAUUGGACUGAUCAAACAAUCGAAGACGUCGAGAUGUAUGAUCCAUGUUCGGAUCAUUUCUGGGAUGGACGCUGAAUGCAGAUAAGGCGGACAUUUUUAUACAGGAUAUGUAGAGAUAUUCGAAGCCGGCGGGGCCGGUACGAUAAUUGCAUAAUGGCAAAAAGAACUUCUGCAUUCAGUGAAAUCACACAUUAAUGCAUUCAUAGUUCACCACCCGAGCUGUUCGUAUGUCCAACCGUAAACGACGCCCCUCUCGUUCGCCUUGUUGCACAAUCGCUCGUUCCUAUCAAGUGCAUUGAUCUUCUGAAUAUCUUCAGCAGAAAGCAUAGAAGGCUCCAAAUUCUCUCUCUGGUGUUCCUUGUUUGUACUUUUGGGAACAGCAGCGACACCUCGAGAAAGGUGCCACGCCAGAAUGAUUUGAGCUGGAGUCACUGCAUACUUUCCCGCGAGCCCGGUGAUAGUUGGGUCUGAGCGAACAGUUGCGUAACCUUGCAAAUAUAGCUGUUAGAGAAAAAAGGUGUGACGGAAUGAAGAUCUUACCGGUGGGUGUAUAGGCGGUCAGGAGGAUCCCCUUUGAGUCAGCGAAUGCCUUCAGCUCAGGCUGUGCAAGGUAGGGGUGUAGCCUGUGUGAACGGGGUUUAGUUCCAAAUGUAGUUCGGCCAUAUUUUAAGAUGUGACAUACUCGACCUGAUUGACAGCAGGAACCACCUUGGCUAUAGUAAGGAGUCUUUUGAGACUAUUCAAAUUCACAUAAUUCAUUC
Molecule: messenger RNA, 2905 nt
Organism: Somion occarium
Lineage: Eukaryota; Fungi; Basidiomycota; Agaricomycetes; Polyporales; Cerrenaceae
Source: the annotation of a GenBank genome assembly